UGUCGUAAAUUAAUAUUUUUUAUAAAAUGAAUAUUCUUAAAUUGCCAGUAUUUUUGAUCAUUGUUUUGUUGAAUAUUUUUCAAUCAAAUGCAAUUGAAAUUUUAGAUAACAAAAAUGAAACUGCAUCCAAAAGAUUUGGUCCUCAGACAAGAGUUGAUAUGAAUAUAAAUAAUCGGGUUGAUGCCAAAUUGGUUGCAUUACGCACAGUGUUACUUCAGAACGGUUACGACCCACUGGAUAUACCCGACAUUGAACAAUCAUUCGAAAUUAGGCCAAUUCUAAUUACAUAUCACGGUAAAUUAAAAUUAAAAAAAGGUUGGUUGCAAGAUAUGCGUACUAUUACACGUUUGGGUGAUGCUUAUGUAAAAAUUGGUAUUGGCCAAAAGCAAUUGGCACGUUUGUCCCUAGUAAUACCAAAUCUUGAGUUUGGUUUUGAUUAUUCAGCAAAAUUCAUGCAUUUAGGACCAACGGGAUCGAUAAUUGGAAAUGUAAAGGAUAUUCAAAUUUAUUUGGAAUUGUAUUAUUAUGUUAUUCAAGAUUACUAUCAACUUGUAUAUUCUGAUUUGUAUGAUAUUGGUGUAAUUGAUUUAAAAUUAAGUGGAAAUAUUUUAACAGAUCCAAUCGCUAAUUUAUUUAUUGGUAUUGUCACGAAUAUUGUUCAUGAGACAGUCGUUUCAGUUGUAAACUCAACGAUUUAUAAUGUUAUUGAUGAUAUUAAUGAAAUUCUCCAUCCAAAAUUAUUGCAUUAAUAUUUAGUAAUUUUAUAAUAA
Molecule: messenger RNA, 770 nt
Organism: Chrysoperla carnea
Lineage: Eukaryota; Metazoa; Arthropoda; Insecta; Neuroptera; Chrysopidae
Product: mite allergen Der p 7-like
Exons: 5
Coding region: 27-749 (240 amino acids)
Source: RefSeq, a predicted model, not a curated record